Hepatospora eriocheir is the source of this 231-nucleotide messenger RNA. The record is from the annotation of a GenBank genome assembly. Lineage: Eukaryota; Fungi; Microsporidia; Hepatosporidae.
AUGCAAGAAGGUAAAGAUGAUAUUAAAGAAGGUGAAGAAGGCGAAGGAGAAGGCGAAGAAGGCGAGGAUGAUGAAGAGGACGAUGAUGAUGAAAAUGACAGUGACGAGGAUGAUGAUGACAGUGACGAUGAUGAUGGUAUCUCAGGUACAACUAUUACUUUUAUUGUUGUUGGUAUAGUCAUUGUCCUUAUAGUCAUAGUUUUAAUUGCAAGAUCAGGUAGUUCAAAUUAA